UUCCCCAAAUUCACCAUUUCAAUUUUCCCCGACCCUUAUUUUAUCCCUGAAUUCACCUUGCAUACUUCAACCCUCAUUCUCCAUCCGUCGCUCUACUGCUUCCGUGCGGCUGUCGCUCCACUGCUUCCAUCACAUCGGUGCUGCUGUUGCUUUGUCUCUCUGCACUGUUGUUGUUGCUGCUCAAUCAAAAUUAGUUACUCACUUACUCUCUCUCUCUCUCUCUCUUUUGUUCUUCAUUGAUUUUUCAUCAAUUUUUUGGAUAAAAAAUUUGCUUAGCAUUACUACAGAAUAGGUCUUCAAAGAUUGAUUUGGUACUAAUCAUUAAUCUAAUUUGGAUCCUGAAGCAACUUAAAAAGCACAGAAGAACCUAGUAUCUAAUUUCUUCAAUCCCUAAUUUCUCAGAUUCACUUCAAUUAUUCUGUAGCAUAAACUCAUGUUUUUUUUUAUUCACUACUUUUUUUAAUGAUUCUGUUUGUAUUGAGCGACUUUAAUUUGUUUUCUUUUGUUUUAGAUUGAAUCUUAACUCUAUAAUUUGUUACUGAACUCUUUUCAAAGCCAACUUCAGUUUCAUUUGGAAAUUCCCUAUUUCAGGUGCAAACUAUGACCUAAUCGUAAUCUCCUAUUUCCUAAAUCCAGAAAUCCUGGUCAUGUUUUUUCUGGUCCUAAUCGUGACUCUCUGAAGUCAUGAACUCUACUGAGAGGAAAGAAUUAUUCAGAAAUUUUUAAUUUAUGCCUAGAAUUAAUCAUGUUUGUGGUGGCUAAGUCAUCUAAAAUCUAAACCAAAUAUAGGUGUUGUUGCUUUUUGCAUUUUGUAUAGGACUCAGAUCUCUCUAUUUCAUUGCCUACAUUCUGAACAAAUUGACUAGUUGUUUGCACUUAUUAGAUUUAUUGCAAGAUUUUACAAUGACUAAUUUGUUCCCAAAAACUAACGAUAGUUAAAUCCUGGUCAUGUUUUUUUUGUUCUAUUUUAUUUUAAGAGCUAAUAUGUGUCUAAGUUUUGUGCUAGCAGAAAACAAGUUCGCAGUGAGAAGUGGAGCCAAAACUUCAGGUGAUCUUCCUCAGUUUGAGUCCUGUAAGUCAAUUUCAAUUAUUGAUCUAGAUAAGAACAACUUAUCUGGAACUAUACUAAACAGCUUUUCCAAAUGUCAGGCUCUUGAAAAACUGAACUUGUCGAACAACAAUAUGAUAGGUCAUAUACCAGAAGAACUAGCCAGUAUCCCUGUUCUUAGUGUUAUAGACCUAUCAAAUAAAUCAAUGGCCCCAUACCUGAAAAGUUUGGUAGUUCUUAAAGUUUACAACUUCUCAAUGUGUCCUUCAACAAUAUCAUGGGUUCAAUUCCAACAGGGAAUUCAUUCAAAUUGAUGGGUAGCAAUGCAUUUGUUGGGAAUUCUGAACUUUGUGGAGCACCGCUCUGACCAUGUCCUGGUUCAGUUGGAAUAUUGGGGAGCAAAGGAACAUGGAGGCUUACCCGUAUUCUGCUACUAUGUUUAGGGUUGUUAGUAAUCCUUCUAGGAGUCGCUUUUGGAACACUUUAUUAAAGAAGAGGGAUCAAAAGUCGAUGGAAGAUGGUCUCAUUUGCUGAACACUUUAUGUCAUUUUGAAUUAAGCUUCUACCUUUAUGUCAUUUUGGGUUUCUCUUGUUUUUAAUUUCAGUGAAUGAUCAACUAAGUUAGAUUAUUUAACUAUUUUUAUCUCUGCUCAAUGAAGUGUAUUGAUGGAUAUGUGUUUUGUUUGUGCUUAAUAUUUUUAACAGUGGGGUUCUCAGAGAACUUUGAGUGCUAUUAAGAGAAUCCAGUUUGCAACAUGUUGUGGCGAAUGGGGCCUAUGGCACUGUCUAUAAGAGCACCUAUGAUGGCCAAGAUGUUCUUCUAUUCUACAUUUGCAAGGACAGCUUUUAAGCGUGAAAGUCAACAAAGUUUACAUAUCUUUUGGGAAAUGGUUGCAUAUAUUGCUAAUACAUUAAUUUUCAUCUUAAGUGGAGUUGUUAUAGCUGAAGGAGUACUUGGUGAUGACAAUGUCUUCCAUCAUGACUCGCUGCAAAUUCUUGGUUCUAUUGAAGGAACAUCAUGGACCCACCUCUUGCUUCUCUAUGUUUAUGUUCAAGUGUCAAGAUGCAUCGUAGUUGGUGCAUUAUUUCCCUUGCUAAGGUAUUUUGGAUAUGGCUUGGAUUGGAAAGAAGCUAGUAUUUUAAUCUGGUCAGGAUUGCGAGGGGCAGUUGCCUUGUCACUUUCAUUAUCAGUCAAACGUUCGAGUGGCCGAUCACUUGAAUUGACUCUAGAGACAGGAACGCUGUUUGUUUUCUUCACUGGUGAUAUUGUGUUUUUAACACUUAUAGUGAAUGGUUCGACAACACAGUUCGUUUUACACUACCUUGACAUGGACAAGUUAACAGCUGCAAAGGAUAUACCUUCAGAAGUCUUGUCUUUCGUGGAGAUUCACCUUCCAAAGAAGCCUUAGGAAUCAGAGCACAAGAUCUAUUAUUGUACAUGAUUAUGCCAUUAUUAACUAUUAACCUUAUCUUAGACACAAUGAAAUUACUUAUUACCUACAUAAUAUAAAGUGAAAACCUUGUGAA
Arachis ipaensis is the source of this 2575-nucleotide messenger RNA. Lineage: Eukaryota; Viridiplantae; Streptophyta; Magnoliopsida; Fabales; Fabaceae. The record is from RefSeq and is a predicted model, not a curated record.